Messenger RNA from Sinocyclocheilus grahami, 1092 nucleotides. RefSeq names its product poly-U binding splicing factor b (gene puf60b). Lineage: Eukaryota; Metazoa; Chordata; Actinopteri; Cypriniformes; Cyprinidae. Gene Ontology annotation, cellular component: precatalytic spliceosome; catalytic step 2 spliceosome. Gene Ontology annotation, molecular function: RNA binding. Gene Ontology annotation, biological process: alternative mRNA splicing, via spliceosome; mRNA splice site recognition; regulation of alternative mRNA splicing, via spliceosome. The coding region runs from base 192 to 1091 and encodes 299 amino acids. The record is from RefSeq and is a predicted model, not a curated record. The transcript has 9 exons.
CAGGCGCGAGCCGCUCCAGGUUCCGCUGUGUCUCUGUGUUUCUGCAGAGUCCUCAAUGUGGAUCACUAUAUGGCGGUAACGCGGAACACUGCGAUCAUUGUAAAAUUGUGAGUGCUUUGCCAGCAAGUCUCUACGACUUCACAAUCCUGGUUGGCGUAAUACGGUUCGCCUCAUAGUGAGGCAAAGGUCUGAUGAUGGAGAAUGGACAAGGCACAGGUGCAAAGCUCGUAUUACCGCCUCUUACUCCAGAGCAACAGGAGGCGCUACAGAAGGCUAAGAAGUAUGCCAUGGAACAGAGUAUCAAGAGUGUUUUAGUGAAACAGACCAUCGCCCACCAGCAACAGCAGCUCACAAACUUACAGAUGGCAGCAGUGACAAUGGGCUUUGGAGAUCCUCUCUCAUCUUUACAAUCGGUGGCAGCACAGAGGCAGCGAGCUCUGGCCAUCAUGUGUCGUGUGUAUGUGGGCUCCAUUUAUUACGAGCUGGGGGAAGAUACCAUCCGACAGGCCUUUGCCCCCUUUGGUCCCAUUAAGAGCAUUGAUAUGUCUUGGGACUCUGUCACCAUGAAACACAAGGGCUUUGCCUUUGUGGAGUAUGAGGUUCCUGAAGCAGCUCAGCUAGCCUUGGAGCAGAUGAACUCCGUCAUGCUGGGUGGAAGGAACAUUAAGGUGGGGCGGCCAAGUAACAUUGGACAGGCGCAGCCCAUCAUCGACCAACUGGCAGAGGAGGCACGUGCCUACAACCGAAUCUAUGUAGCCUGUAUCCAUCCUGAUCUAUCUGACGACGACAUUAAGAGUGUCUUUGAGGCCUUCGGAAAGAUAAAAAGUUGUAUGCUGGCACGGGAACCCACCACGGGAAAGCACAAGGGCUUCGGAUUCAUUGAAUAUGAAAAGCCUCAGUCAUCGCUGGAUGCCGUCUCUUCUAUGAACCUGUUUGACCUUGGAGGUCAGUACCUAAGAGUGGGGAAGGCUGUUACUCCUCCCAUGCCUCUGUUGACACCUACAACCCCUGGAGGUCUGCCUGCUGCUGCAGCUGUGGCGGCUGCUGCUGCGACUGCCAAGAUCACUGCCCAGGUGAGAAUGAACCCUUAGA